This is a messenger RNA of Caenorhabditis angaria, 1179 nucleotides long. NCBI's taxonomy places the organism in Eukaryota, Metazoa, Nematoda, Chromadorea, Rhabditida, Rhabditidae. The record is from the annotation of a GenBank genome assembly.
AUGUCGACUGUCGGCUAUUUCGGUGCGGGGCUUUGCCUCGUUGGUGUGUUUUCGGCACUUUUCUCGAUUGGGCAUAUUGUUCAAGACAUCAACAAUUUGAGAAAUGAAGUUGAAGGACGUGUUGAUUCAUUCAAGAUUCUUGCUGAUGAUACAUGGGAUCGUUUGUUGAUUCUUCAAUCACCAACUGGUGAAUCUGCCAACAGAAUGCUCUCAACUUUCCGUCAAAAACGUUACGUCUACCCAGGAAUGUGCAACUGUGACAAUAACUCACAAGGUUGUCCAGCUGGACCAGCCGGACCACCAGGACUUCCAGGAAAGAGAGGAGAUGAAGGGCGACCAGGAGAUAUUGGAAGACAAGGAGCCAGCGGAAUCUCACUCGCUGUUACUCACGAUAUUCCAGGAGGGUGUAUCACUUGCCCAGAAGGACCAGCUGGACCACCGGGACCACUUGGAGAGCCAGGUCGUCAAGGAUUCCAAGGAGUUCAAGGGCCACCAGGACCAUCAGGUGAAGAUGGAACUCCAGGCCCACAAGGAUCGCUUGGAGAUAAGGGAGCACAAGGACCAAAGGGUUAUGAUGGAUCUGACGGACCAGACGGACAACCAGGCACCACAUACUUCCCAGGAGCUGUUGGACAACCAGGAGAACCAGGAUGGAUCGGAGAGCAAGGUCUUCCAGGACAUCACGGAGAACCAGGACGUGAUGGAGAACAAGGACCACAAGGGCCACAAGGAACUCCAGGAAACCCAGGACACGAUGCUUAUCCAGGACCACCAGGAACACACGGAAAGAACGGAGCUCCAGGAAAAGACGCCAACUAUUGUCCAUGCCCACAACGUCAAGAAGAGGGAACCACACGUUCCCCACCACCACCACCUCAAACUCGCGCCACUCAACCACCACCAACUCGUGGAACUCAAGCCCCACCAACUCGCGCCACUCCACCACCCCCAGCACCAACAACUCGUGCUCCACAACCACCACAACCAUCGGUCACCAGCCCACCAGAUACCGGAUAUCCAACACCUUCUGAGCCAAGCUAUCCAUCUCCAAGCUAUCCAUCCCCACCAGUUUAUCCAACUGAUGUUCCAUCAAUUCCAUCUCCACCACCAACUCCAACUGGACAAGGAUACGAAGCUCCAUCUCCACCACAAAACGGACAUUAUAGAAACCGUUAUUAA